CGGAGAAAUCUCCGGGGUUAUUCCCAGCCGAGCUGUCGGGAGCCGUGUUCGUCUGCGGGGCUGGGUCUGCCCCGUGGGGGUGGCAGGUGCCCAGAGGAACCAGGAGAAGCUGAGCCUGGCCGUGGAGAAGCCAAACUGUGCAGGAACAAAAUCAGGGAAGCAGUUUGGGAGCUGCUGGGCUCCGGCAGGGCUGCGAGACGGAGCCGGCCUCGGGUCACGCUGAUCAGGACGCGAAGGAAAAUGGACUUCAGACCAGGAGUUUGGAAAUGCUCAAGGAUCGUUCUCCCCCUCCACUGCCUUUUUUCUUCUCCCUCCUCGUGAGCAGCAUAAUUUCUGGAUGGAAACCAGGCCUCUUCCUGCACAGAAAUGGGAUUUGCCGUGGAAAGCGUCGGGGAGCGAAUUAACCGGAGCCUUUUCUGGAUGAAUUUUUGCACAGACGUGACAGAGUCUGGGAAAACUUGUGGCAUCCGAGUUCCUCCCUCCUGCUCCAUAGGUCCUGCUAGCGAGUCAUGAUGGUUGAAUCUGCCUCGGAGACGAUCCGCUCCACGCCCUCGGCGCAGAACGGGGUGAGCAGCCUCAGCAAUCAGCCCGAUGCCGGCGGCGGCGGCCCCGGGGGCGGCGGCUGCGACGGAGCCGCCGGAGCCGAGGCCAACGGAGAGAUGAGCCCCGUGGAGCUCCUGCACUUCCAGCAGCAGCAGGCUCUGCAGGUGGCUCGGCAGUUCCUGCUGCAGCAGGCCACGGGGCUCAGCUCCCCCAGCAGCAACGAGGGCAAGCAGCCAGCGGUGCAGGUCCCCGUGUCCGUGGCCAUGAUGUCCCCGCAGAUGAUCACGCCGCAGCAGAUGCAGCAGAUCCUGUCCCCGCCGCAGCUCCAGGCCCUCCUGCAGCAGCAGCAGGCGAUAAUGCUGCAACAGCUGCAGGAAUACUACAAGAAGCAGCAGGAGCAGCUUCACCUGCAGCUGUUGACCCAGCAGCAAGCCGGAAAGCAGCAACCCAAAGAGCCGUUGGGGAACAAGCAGCUGGCCUUCCAGCAGCAGCUCCUGCAGAUGCAGCAGCUCCAGCAGCAGCACCUGUUAAACCUGCAGCGCCAGGGCCUGGUGAGCCUCCCGCCCGGGCAGGGCACGGUGCCCCUGCAGAGCCUGCCCCAAGCUGUUUGCCCCUCAGACCUCCAGCAGCUCUGGAAGGAGGUCACGGCCGCCCAGCCCGUCGAGGACAGCAUUAAGCAGGAAGGUCUUGACCUCACCACCAACACCUCCAACUCUACCUCGUUUUCGGCCGCCAAGGUCUCGCCUCCCAUUUCCCAUCACCCUCUGCCCAAUGGACAGAGCACCAUGCACACGCCGAGAAGGGACAGCUCUUCCCACGAAGAGACCCCCGGCUCCCACCCGCUCUACGGCCACGGAGAGUGCAAGUGGCCUGGCUGCGAAACCCUCUGUGAGGACUUGGGGCAGUUUGUCAAACACCUCAACACAGAACAUGCACUUGACGACCGAAGCACGGCCCAGUGUCGAGUCCAGAUGCAAGUGGUACAGCAGCUGGAGAUACAGCUGGCCAAGGAGAGCGAGCGCCUCCAAGCAAUGAUGGCCCAUCUUCACAUGAGACCUUCAGAGCCAAAGCCUUUCAGCCAGCCUGUAAGCCUGAACCUGGUCUCCAGUGCCACCCUCUCCAAGAGCACUUCCGACACGUUUCCCGACGGUUUACCUCAUCCCCCCACCUCGGCCACGGCGCCCAUCACCCCCCUGCGGCAGGGCCCCUCCGUCAUCAGCUCUUCCACUUUACACAACGUGGGGCCCAUCCGCAGGAGGAACUCGGAGAAGUUCUGCACCCCAAUCUCUUCAGAGCUUGCACAGAAUCACGAGUUUUACAAAAACGCCGACGUCCGGCCGCCCUUCACGUACGCCUCGCUCAUCCGGCAGGCCAUCCUGGAGACCCCCGACAGGCAGCUAACGUUGAAUGAAAUCUAUAACUGGUUCACGCGGAUGUUCGCCUACUUCCGGAGGAACACGGCCACCUGGAAGAACGCCGUCCGCCACAACCUGAGCCUGCACAAGUGCUUCGUGCGCGUGGAGAACGUCAAGGGCGCCGUGUGGACCGUGGACGAGCACGAGUACCAAAAGCGAAGGCCACCAAAGAUGACAGGGAGUCCCACCUUAGUCAAAAAUAUGAUUUCAGGACUCGGUUAUGGAGCACUUAAUGCAAGUUACCAGGCUGCGCUGGCGGAGAGCAGCUUCCCCCUGCUCAACAGCCCCACCAUGAUCAACACCAGCUCGGCCAGCGCCAUGCUGCACGUGGGCCACGACGACGUCAGCAGCACCGUGGAGCAGGUCAACAGCAACGGCAGCAACAGCCCCCGCCUGUCCCCGCAGCAGUACAGCCACCCCGUGCACGUGAAGGAGGAGCCGGCCGAGGCGGAGGACGACAGCAGACCCGUGUCGCUGAUGGCCACCACCAACCAGAAUGUGACGAUCCCCGACGACAGGGACCUGGAGGAGGAGCUGCCGGUGGAGGACUUGUCCUAAGGACUCCUUCCUCCUCCCCCGCCCAGGGGCAAACCCUCCCCACCCUCCCGGACGGAGACCGAGCGACGCCCCCGCCUCCCCAAGGUGACCUCGGCGCCGUCCUGGUUCUUUCAAGGCACUUCCACAAAGCAAAAGGUUUUCCUUGGGACAAUGACAAUGACACCGACCUGUUGCUGCUGGCGUGUCCCUCACGCUGCCACUGCCCGGGGACGGACUGGCCCCGCCACGACACGAGAAGCAAAACCCCAAGAGCUGGACUUUUCCUGCCCUCCUCCCUUGGUUAGUGACUGGUGGCCGAGGAUGGUAGGUUGGUUGUUCCUGUCCGAAAUGGUCCCUCCUUCCUUCCUUCCUCCAGGGAAGCCACCUCUGUCCCCCCGAGCCCCGGGGAGCGGUGGCAGGACCCUGCUGUCACCUCCGUGUCCCCCGGUGGGUUUUGCACGACGGGGGGAGCGUGGGCCCUGCCCAGGUGCUGCCCCCACCCAGCUUUGGGGGAAGAAACAGCAGAAAUGGGGCUGAGCUCUCUCUGCCAGCUGCAGGGUUUGUCACCGAGCUGGGAUGGACACUCAUUGGCGCAGUGGUGGCACUGUGUCCCCUUGUCACCUCUGCCUGGCAAGCAGAGCGGCCUCCCAGCUUGCCCACCCUCACCAAGCCCCAGCUGGUGGGGGCUGCUGGCCUCAGCAGUGCUGACCAUCAGUGCUGACCAUCCCCAGCAGUGCUGGCAGCGAGGUCACAGCUCCCAGGUAACAGCUCCUGGGUCACAGCUCCCAGGUGACAGCUCCCAGGUGACAGCUCCUGGGUCACAGCCCCCAGGUGACAGCUCCUGGGUCACAGCUCCCAGGUGACAGCUCCCAGGUGACAGCUCCCAGGUCACAGCUCCCAGGUCACAGCUCCCAGGUCACAGCUCCCUCCCUCGUGCAGGACCUUGGUGCCACCUCCCUGCCAGCAGGGAUGCCCACUGCUCCCGUUCCACUCCAGGAAAGGCUCCCCGUGCCUCCCAUUCCACCCCCAAAGCCGGGGCAGCGCCGUGGUGGAGCAGAGGGGCAGCAUCCCCAUGGCCGAACACCUGCAGGGACCUGGGGGUCACCAAAGCUGGCCCUGGAGCAUCCCCGUGGUGGCCAAAUCUGCCCGUGACCCCUGAGCCUGCUGCUGCUGGGGGGGAGGGAGGGAAUUCUGCUUUUCAUCUUUUCUUUUCCUCAUCCUUUUGUUUGCGUCCAGAUGGGAAGAUACCAAAAGAUUUCUAGAGACAGAAGGGCCGUAGUUCAGGUGAACAGAUGGUAUUCAUGCCAAAAAAAAAAAAAAGAAA
Prinia subflava (tawny-flanked prinia) is the source of this 3819-nucleotide messenger RNA. RefSeq names its product forkhead box P4 (gene FOXP4). Gene Ontology annotation, biological process: regulation of transcription by RNA polymerase II. Gene Ontology annotation, cellular component: nucleus. The transcript has 17 exons. Gene Ontology annotation, molecular function: RNA polymerase II cis-regulatory region sequence-specific DNA binding; DNA-binding transcription repressor activity, RNA polymerase II-specific. Lineage: Eukaryota; Metazoa; Chordata; Aves; Passeriformes; Cisticolidae. Bases 510 to 2516 code for a protein of 668 amino acids. The record is from RefSeq and is a predicted model, not a curated record.